Molecule: messenger RNA, 1764 nt
Organism: Bombus pyrosoma
Lineage: Eukaryota; Metazoa; Arthropoda; Insecta; Hymenoptera; Apidae
Gene: DCTN4-p62
Product: dynactin subunit 4
Exons: 9
Coding region: 123-1625 (500 amino acids)
Cellular component (GO): dynactin complex
Source: RefSeq, a predicted model, not a curated record
UAUACAUACGAUUAAAGAUGGUUCGAAGUAAAGAUAAAAUGUAGGUAGAAGGAUGUGUCAUUUUAUGACAAGUAGAAUUGUCGUUUUCUUUUUCUAAAUAAGAUCAAAAUCUACAAUCAAUCAUGUCGUAUUUAAAUCAACCCGAUUAUGUGCGUUAUGUAUGUAACUGUGGCUCUCUAAAACCGAUUUCAAAGAUUUACUUUUGUAGACAUUGCUCGAAGAUUCGUUGCGGAUAUUGUGUCUGUCAAGAGGUUGAUUCACAUUAUUGUCCCAAUUGUAUGGAAAAUUUGCCAUCAUCAGAAGUUCGCCUUAAAAAGAAUAAAUGUUCAAAUUGUUUCAAAUGUCCAUGCUGCUUUCAAACAUUAUCCACGAGAGCUGGACAUGCACCUUUAAGAGCAGUACCUGUUGAAGGUGAAGAUUCCAAAGAUAUUAAAACAACACCAAAGAAAGUUUAUUAUCUAUCCUGUUCACUAUGUCGAUGGACCUCCAGAGAUGCUGGUAUUCCAGAUCAGUCUGUGGCUACUGGAGGUUGGCCUGAACAAGAAAAUCCUCAUAUGAACCGGAUUAAUACUUUGAUUGAUUAUCAUAAAAUACUGGCUUCUAUAGAAAAACAACAAUCUGAAAAAAAGAAAUUUCGACCAAAGCAUCCUUAUAUGCAAAUUGCUAUGUUCAGAAUAACAUCUGCUAUGGUUCGUAAACGUAUAGGACAUCCUACAAAACCUGCUACUGAAUCAACUGACCAACCACCUCCAGCUGUUGCCAGUAUAGAAGUAGAGGAAUUGCCAACAGAUAUUUUUACAAAACCAGUCGAAAUAACUAAGAUUACUACAUUGGAACAGCGAUUGCAACAACCAGAUGUACAAACAGAAAAUGUAAAUGAAUUGCGUCCGCAGCAUAGACAAUUGCUAGUUAGAAGAUCACAACGAUGUCGAGUUUGCGAACAUAAUCUUUGUAAACCGGAUUUUUGUUCACAUUCUGCAAAGUUUAAGAUUCAACUUGCUGCAUUUUAUCACGUUCCGGAAGUGAGGAUCGUUACUUGCGAACCUCUCCGUCCCGGUAAAUCAAGUGAAUUGCUCUUAAAGUUUUGCAAUCCAACUCAGCAUCAAACUCAGGUGGUACUAUUAUCUUUGGAUACACCAAUGACACCUAUCUUGACAGUUGUGGAUGAAAAGGAGGAAGUUAAACAGGAUAAUACACAACAGGUAAAGGACCAGGGAUCUGAAUCCCCGAAUUUAUUACCUUCUAUUGUACGACAAGUGCCUGUAUCAGAGGAAACAAAACCUAUCAAAAUUACUGCAAAUGCAGAUUUAGUACUUCCUCACAGUCCUCUUAUUUUGCCUCGUAGAGACGAUGCUGCUGAAUAUGACGAUACCGGUGAUACGCAUAAUUUUCAAGAUGAUCCUAAGUUUGUGAUUUGGCGAAAAGGUAAUAAAGCUGUAAUAAAAUUACAUGUAACUCCACAUGAAAAUAUACAAGAGAGUGAUGGUCAACCAAUUAUAAUUGGCUUUGUUAUGCAGUACAGAUAUGUGAAUACUAUUACUACGUUGGAACAUAAAGCGCCUCAAAAAUUAGAUCUCAAAGUUAAACUUUAUCUUACUGUAGGCAAUAUUGUUGGAAGUGCUUAAUGCUUAUUACUGUCAUAAAUAUUAAACUUCAAUAAUUAACUUAAGCUGCACAUAUUCUAUAUGUAUCACUUAUUAUUUAAAUGUUAAUUUAUAUUUAUUUUAUAAUGAGUGGUUACUAAUAAAUAUAAUCUUUUUUUAA